AUGGCUCUCCACCUCCCUCUAUCCCUUGCAGCUGUCAACAAGUUCCUUCUCUCUGCUUCCUCCGACUUCAUUAUCUAUCUAUCUAUCUAUCUAUCUAUCUAUCUAUCUAUCUUAUUCAUUAUCUAUCUAUCUAUCUAUCCAUCUAUCAGUUCAUUAUCUAUCUAUCUAUCUAUCUAUCUAUCUAUCUAUCUUAGUUCAUUAUCUAUCUAUCUAUCUAUUUUAGUCAAUUCAUCUAUCUAUCUAUCUAAGUUUCAUUAUCUAACUAUUUAUCUAUCUAUUCAUCUUAGUUCAUUAUCUAUCUAUCUAUCUAUCUAUCUAUCUAUCUACCUAUCUUCGUCACUUGAUUAUGUAUCUGUCUGUCUGUCUAUCUAUCUAUCUAAGUUCAUUAUCUAUCUAACUAUUUAUUUAUCUAUUCAUCUUAGUUCAUUAUCUAUCUAUCUAUCUAUCUAUCCAUCUAUCAGUUCAUUAUCUAUCUAUCUAUCUAUCUAUCUAUCUAUCUAUCUUAGUUCAUUAUCUAUCUAUCUAUUUCAUUAUCUAUCUAUCUAUCUAUCUAUCUAUCUUCGUCACUUCAUUAUGUAUCUGUCUGUCUGUCUAUCUAUCUAUCUAAUUCAUUAUCUAUCUAUCUAUCUAUCUAUCUAUCUAUCUAUCUAUCUAUCUUCGUCACUUCAUUAUGUAUCUGUCUGUCUGUCUGUCUGUCUGUCUAUCUAUCUAUCUAAGUUCAUUAUCUGUCUAACUAUUUAUCUAUCUAUUCAUCUUAGUUCAUUAUCUAUCUAUCUAUCUAUCUAUCUAUCUAUCUUCGUCACUUCAUUAUUUAUCUAUCUAAAUUUUCAUUAUCUAUCUAACUAUUUAUCUAUCUAUCUUCUAUCUUCGUCUUCAUUAUGUAUCUGUCUGUUCUAUCUAUUAUCUAAAUUCAUAUCUAUCUAUUUAUCUAUCUAUUCAUCUGUUCAUUAUCUAUCUAUCUAUCUAUCUAUCUAUCUAUCUAUCUAUCUUCGUCACUUCAUUAUGUAUCUGUCUGUCUGUCUAUCUAUCUAUCUAAGUUCAUUAUCUAUCCAACUAUUUAUCUAUCUAUUCAUCUUAGUUCAUUAUCUAUCUAUCUAUCUAUCUAUCUAUCUAUCUAUCUAUCUAUCUAUCUAUCUAUCUGUCCCCCUGCCGUCUACUUUCUAUGGAAAUCCACUUUAUCUCAAAUCAACAAUGCUGAACCACAACCACGUCUUCUUUACUGCUAGUCUUUGA
Acanthosepion pharaonis is the source of this 1233-nucleotide messenger RNA. The record is from the annotation of a GenBank genome assembly. Lineage: Eukaryota; Metazoa; Mollusca; Cephalopoda; Sepiida; Sepiidae.